Molecule: messenger RNA, 1278 nt
Organism: Saccoglossus kowalevskii
Lineage: Eukaryota; Metazoa; Hemichordata; Enteropneusta; Harrimaniidae
Source: RefSeq, a predicted model, not a curated record
AUGUACAGACCACUGCGAAACUUGACGCAACUAGCCAUCGCUGGAUUUCCAGACCCGCAGAUGUCGACUUUCAUGUACGCUACAGCCGGUACACUCAAUAGAGACGCUGAUGCUCUGAGCCGCAGACCAGUGAGUGGUUUCACAACUGAUUCUGAGAGAUGUCCCCUAUGGUUGGACUGGAUUCCACCCGACUCAAAAGACACCACAGUGAUGAGUAACCAGACAGUGACUGCAUUGCUGGACAAUCAUCUAAGCCCAAUGGUUCCAGCAGCAGAACUUGCAGGAGUUGUGCCACAGAGUCGCGCACAGACGGUGGCCGAGAUAACACCAAAGGGUACAGCCGCACUGCCCACAGUAACUAGCGAACAAUGGAAGACACUACAGCGUGAAGACCCGACUAUCGGCAAAGUUUAUCAUUACGUGGUAGCUGGAGCCCCGCCAGACCGAUAUCACCGUGCUCAAGAAACAAGACAGGUUUCCGCAGCCCUUCGUGAAUGGAAGAAGUAUUGCAUAAGAAAUGGUGUUUUGCAUCGUAGAGUCACCGAUUCGAAUGGCCGAGUGAUUUACCAGCUAUAUCUACCACCUAGCUACUGCAAGAUGGAGAUGGAGGCACUUCACAAUGAGGUAGGUCAUUUGGGACAGGACAGGAGUCUUGAUCUCGUACGAUCUCCAUUUUAUUGGCCCGGCAUGGCACGUGACGUCAUACAACAUGUUCAGCAAUGUGAUAGAUGUAUACGAUGCAAACUUACCACAGAAGGACGAGCAAUAGCGCCUAUGGUUCCUAUUUUGAGUACCAUGCCAUUAGAGUUACUAUGCAUUGAUUUCCUGACACUUGAGACAUCCAAGAAUGGUUCUAAAGACAUACUGGUAAUGACGGAUCAUUUUACCAAAUACGCGUUCGCUGUACCUACCCGCAAUCAAACCGCCAAGACUGCAAAAGUGUUAAUGGACACGUUCAUUACCGUAUUUGGAUUCCCCAAGAGAAUACAGUCUGACCAAGGACGCAAUUUCGAGAGUCAAUUAGUCACACAACUCUGUCAUCAGUGUGGUGUGAAGAAAUCUAGAAGCAGUCCGUAUCACGCACAGACACAGGGCAUUGCCGAAAUUUUUUAUCAAACAUUGAUCAGCAUGUUGGGAACCUUGACGCAGUGUAGGAAAUUCCUGCCCGUCCGCACGCCCGAGACGGGUAACUUUCGUAUCGGACUGGUUGGAUUUCAAACUUCCCUGUCCGGUGGUCGGGUAACAUGUUACCACAUUCUUUCGCCGAAAUUAAAAUAA